Messenger RNA from Centropristis striata (black sea bass), 4063 nucleotides. Its product is annotated as dipeptidyl peptidase 9-like. Bases 222 to 2900 code for a protein of 892 amino acids. Gene Ontology annotation, molecular function: dipeptidyl-peptidase activity; serine-type peptidase activity. Gene Ontology annotation, biological process: proteolysis. The record is from RefSeq and is a predicted model, not a curated record. Lineage: Eukaryota; Metazoa; Chordata; Actinopteri; Perciformes; Serranidae. The transcript is spliced from 21 exons.
GUCGUGACUCUUUACGUUCUAUCUCACAAGCUACUUCCGCGUUGUUGUUAGCACGUUAGCAUUGAGCUUCCUGUUCUCCGGAAAGUAGUUAACUUGUGUCAUUUAUUCAGCCCCUGACCGCUGUUUCCAACACAGACGUUUCUUCGAAAACAGACGAAGAACUUUGACGGUUUUUGGGCAGAAAGUGGUUCCAGGUCUGGUCCAGGGUCGUUGAACAGUUAAUGCACAGAGUAAAGAGGCUGAAAAUUGAAGAUAAAACAGAAGACGGCCAGGAAAGCGUCAAACAGGCACUGGCAGGCAUGAUGGGGGUGGACGAGCUCACAGACAGCACGGAGGUGGUGGAGAUGGAGGAUGUGAAUCCCACCCAGUUCCAGGUGGAGAAACAUACCUGGGACGGCCUGCGUAAGAUCAUCCACAACGACAGGAAGCACACCGGCAUGGUCAUCAACAAGGCGCCGCACGACUUCCAGUUCGUCCAGAAGGACGAGGCCAGCCCGCACUCGCACCGCGUCUUCUACCUGGGAAUGCCGUACGCCAGCAGGGACAACGCUCUGCUCUACUCAGACAUUCCCAAGAAGAUCCGCCCCAAUGCUCUGUUGGUGUUGUCAUGGAAACAGCUGCUGAACCACUUCCGGGCCAGCCCUCGCCACGGGGGCUUCUCCCGGGAGGAGGAGCUGCUGCGAGAGAGGAAACGUUUGGGGGUUUCUGGCAUCACCUCCUAUGAUUACCACCGACCCAGCGGCCUCUUCCUCUUCCAGGCCAACAGCAGCCUCUACUUCUGCCGUGACGGGGCAAACAACACCUUCAUUACUUCUCCCAUGGAGCCUGUUGAGAUUAAGAGCCAGACUUCAGGCACACGCAUGGACCCCAAGAUCUGCCCAGCGGACCCCAACUUCAUUGGCUUCAUCAACAACAACGACAUCUGGGUGACCAGCAUCGAGACUGGAGAAGAGAAGAGGCUGACCUUCUGCCAUAAAGGUAUCGAUAAUCCCAAAGAGGACCCCAAAUCUGCUGGUGUUGCCACUUUUGUCACACAGGAAGAGUUUGACCGAUUCACCGGAUACUGGUGGUCUCCAGCUGCACGAGAAGAAUCAGACGGCAGUAAGACUCUCCAGGUUCUCUAUGAGGAGGUGGACGAGUCUGAGGUGGAGAUCAUUCAUGUUCCCUCUCCGGCUCUGGAGGAGCGUAAGACUGACGUCUACAGGUAUCCACGUGCAGGCAGCAAAAAUCCUGACAUUACUCUCAAAAUAGCAGAAAUUAAGACAGACAAUCUCGGCAAAAUUGUCAGCACUCAGGAGAAGGUGCUGCCUGUUCCCUUCACCAGCCUGUUCCCUGAUGCUGAAUACAUCACCAGAGCCGGGUGGACAAAAGACGGCAGAUAUGCGUGGGUGGUGAUGAUGGACCGGCGGCAGCAGCAUCUCCAGCUGGUCCUGCUGCCUCCAGCCUUCUUCAUCCCUGCUAACCAGGAUGAAGCCAGCCGGCAGGAGAGCCUGGAGGCCCUGGGGGACGCCGUCCAGCCCUUCAUCAUCUACGAGGAGACCAGCGACAUCUGGAUCAAUGUCCAUGACCUCUUCCAUCCGUUCAUCCAGACCAGUGAUGAUGAGAUCACCUUCAUCGCAGUAAACGAAUCAAAAACGGGUUUCUGCCACCUGUAUAAGAUCACCUCACUGUUACAGAGAGGAAGCUACAACUGGGCCAAAGGCUACACACACUCUGAAGAUGAUUUCAAGUGUCCCGUCAAAGAGGAGGUGACGAUAACCAGCGGGGAGUGGGAGGUGCUGGCCAAUCACGGAGCAAAGCGCUCCUCCAGUCCUCAGAUCUGGGUGGACGAGGCAGCGAAGGUGGUUUACUUCCAGGGAACCAAAGACUCUCCUCUGGAGCAUCACCUCUACGUGGUCAGCUACGACUCACCGGGGGAAAUCGUCCGACUCACCAAACCCGGAUUCUCCCACAGCUGCUCCGUCAGCCAGACCUUUGACAUGUUCGUCAGCCAUUACAGCAACCUGACGACUUCCCCCUGUGUUCACAUCUACAAGCUGCAGGGCUCGGAGGACGACCCGCUGCACAGAGAGCCUCAGUUCUGGGCCAGCAUGAUGGAGUCCUCUGGUUUUGCAUUCGAUGCCUCUCCUCCAGAGAUCUUUAGCUUCACAGGGAAGUCUGGCUUCGAGCUGUACGGCAUGCUGUACAAACCUCACAACCUGCUGCCGGGCAGGAAGCAUCCCACCGUCGUCUUCGUCUACGGCGGCCCACAGGUCCAGUUAGUGAAUAACUCUUACAAAGGCGUGAAGUACCUGCGUCUGACCACGCUGGCGUCUCUGGGCUACGCCGUGCUGGUCAUCGACGGUCGAGGCUCCUGCCAGCGGGGACUCAAGUUCGAAGGAGCCGUGAAGGACAAAAUGGGUGAGGUGGAGAUCGAGGACCAGGUGGAGGGUUUGCACUACGUCGCUGACAAGUACAAGUUUGUGGAUCUGACUCGAGUCGCCAUCCACGGCUGGUCGUACGGAGGCUUCCUCUCCCUGAUGGGCCUCAUCCACAAACCAGACAUCUUCAAGGUUGCCAUAGCAGGAGCUCCGGUGACGUUGUGGAUGGCGUACGACACCGGCUACACAGAGCGAUAUCUGGACACUCCGGAGAAGAACCAGAAGGGAUACGAGGCGUGUUCAGUAGCGCUGCACGUGGACAAACUCCCCACUGAGCCCAACAGGUUGCUGAUCCUGCACGGCUUUCUAGAUGAGAAUGUGCAUUUUUUCCACACAAACUUCUUGGUGUCUCAGCUCAUCCGGGCAGGAAAGCCGUACAACCUCCAGGUUUAUCCCAACGAGCGACACAGCAUCAGAUGUCCAGAGUCCGGAGAACAUUAUGAGAUUACGCUGCUUCACUUCCUCCAGCAGAACCUCUGAUAAGCCUUCCUACACACUGACCUUCCCUUUCCUUGCUUCCUAACCUCCUCUCCUUGUCUCCUCUGUCCCCCUUUUCUCCAUUUAUUUAAACCUGCACCACCUUCUCUUUACUCUCGGUUUUACUCUCGCUGAAUGCAAGCUAUGCCAAACCUCAUCACACCUCAAGAGCUGUUAUCAGUCUUAAAGGUGCUCAACUUAUUUUGCAUCAAUAAAUAAUGACUAAAUUGAUGUGCAGAUUUUUAGUAAAUGACCAUAAAUGAGACCAUCAGUGAGAAAAGAGUGUAGUAGUCUUUAUAUUUAACCGUGGAGGGAAAUCUGCUGGACUACUUUAAACCUCCAAACAAACAGGGGGCGCUGUUCGCCCUAAAACAAACAAACAGGGUGAAGCUUUUGGAGCAACAAAUACAAAAAAAACCCAAUGAUGUUUAAAAUGCUACACAUUGCAUCAUUAUGAGACAAAAUUCAGCAAUGCAAAAAGUACAGAAGUGGACCUGCUGCGUACAGUUUACUCUUAUUUUGUGCCAUUCCUUUUUUUUUUUUAAUUAUUGAACUGUCACUUUGUAUGUCCGGGACCCAACUGAUGAAGUUUUGCUGUGUCUGUGAAUAAACACUGGUGUGAAGUCAGUAAAGCUCUCUAGGAGCGAACAAUCCCUCUGUGCCCUGAUGUGCUCUCAUAGACCACUUUUUAUGUGCUGUGCCACAUUUGGGUGGGUGGAUCUACCAGAAAGAAAAACAAAAAAAACAACCCAUUUUUAUUGUGUAGUGUUAAAAAAUAUUUUUAUGGAUUCUUAUGCACUCAUCAAAGGUGGACAUAUGUAGCGACCUGUUGCUGUUUUCACUCACGCUUGCUUUAAUUUUUCCGGGGAGCUUUUCUUUCUUUCUUCUUCUGCUGCUGAGGACUUUUGCACAUAUGACGUAUAUUUGCCUUGGUGCCAACAAACUGACCUUAUAAGAUGAUGUAUGACACAGCUGUUGGCAGUCUGAGGUGCCUUGCAAGAGUUUAAGAGCGCCUGCUCGUAUAGUCUAUAUCAGGGAAUCUGUCUGAGGACCUACGACGAAAAUAAAAUGCCUUGUUAUGUGUGAUGACCAUCUGUAAGACGAGCGACCGUGACCUCAUGGUUCAUGUACUCAGAUAUCGAAGAAAUAAACACAAGUGAACAAUC